AUGGGGAGCACCCUGGAGAGUCCUAGUAGCUCACGAGGAGACCUUCCUCAGAGCCCAAAGAGGCUAAUACCUCACAGUGAGUUCCAGGAGCACGCUGCAAGAUGUGUCAUCCAUGACCCCAUCUAUACUCCUCAUAAGUAUUAUAAGUCAGGUGACCUCAUAAUUGGUGGGGCUGUCUCUCAGAUGCUACUGUUUUUGGAUUCAUUUUCCUUCACUGAAUACCCUCCUUCUGCUGAUACUAGCAUUCCCAUUGUUGUGACAAAGAACUACCAGCAUGUCCUGGCCUUGGUGUUUGCUGUAAAUGAAAUUAAUGAAAAUCCCAAGAUUUUGCCUAAUGUUUCCUUGGGAUUCCACAUCCCUGAGAGCUACUUCAGCCAGAAGCGGAGUUAUCACAUAGCAGUGGAGCUUUUCUCCACACAGUACAAAUUUGUUCCCAAUUAUAGCUGUGAUGUCCAGAACAGCCUAAUAGGAGUCAUAGGAGGACUAGGCGCUGAAACCUCCCACCAUUUGGCUGCCAUCUUGGACAUCUACAAGUUUCCACAGUUCACCUAUGGUGAUUUUGUCCCCAUUCUGAGGGAUCACUCUCAUUCACUGUCCUUGUAUCGAAUGGCUCCAAAUGAAAUCCAUCAGUACAAGGGAAUUGUCCAGCUACUUCUGCAUUUCAAAUGGAUUUGGGUGGGUCUAAUGACCAUGGAUGAGGAAAAUGGAGAAUUAUUUUUGAGCAACCUACUACCAAUACUUUCUCAGAACAGCAUCUGUGCUGCCUUCACUGAGAAAAUUCCCUCAAAAGGAUUUUUUGGUGACAUCUUAAAUUUCCAAGGAAAGUGGGGAAAAAUAUUUGUAGAUGUUAUGAAAAGUAAAGCCAACACCAUUAUUCUCUAUGGAGAAGCUUUGACCAUGAUAACAUUGAGAGGACUGCUGCAUGAAGGAGAAGCUGAGUAUGGGAAAUCAUUUGGUAAAGUGUGGAUUAUGGUAGCCCAGAUGGACCUUGUAGCCAUAUCCAUGCACAAGGAUUGGGAUAUAGAAGCCUUCCAUGGUGCCUUAGCCUUCACAACCCACUCACAUGAGCUCCAUCCUAUUCUGAGGAGAAUCUCAUUUAAUAACAGUGCAGGAGAAACUGUGCAUUUGAAUGAGAAUGGAGAAUUGACAAUGGGGUUUGAUAUUACAAAUCUGAUUACUUUCCCCAAUAAGUCAUUUGUUAGAAUGAAAGUUGGAAGAAUGAAUCCUUGGGCUCCUCCUGGCAAAGAUUUGAGCAUUGAUGAAGAUGCCAUUGUGUGGCCUAGAAGUUUUAACCAGGUGAUGCCCCUUUCACUCUGUAAUGAUAACUGUCAACCUGGUUACCAAAAGAAGAAAAAGGAGGGGGAGCCAUUUUGCUGCUAUGAUUGUAUUCCAUGUCCAAAAGGGAAGAUUUCUCAUAAGAAAGAUGCAGAUUUUUGCACAAUGUGCCAAAAAGAUCAUUAUCCAAACAAAGUAAAGAAUCGCUGCAUUCCAAAGCUAAUAACCUUCUUGUCUUAUAAGGACCCUUUGGGGAUGCGUUUAGCCAUCUUUGCACUUAUAUUUUCCUUGAUCACUGCUCUAGUGCUAGGAGCCUUUAUAAUGCACCACGACACUCCUAUUGUCAAAGCCAACAACCGGAGCCUCACCUAUACUCUCCUAAUGUCCCUCCUGCUUUGCUUCCCUUGUGCUUUGCUGUUUAUUGGCCAUCCUGUGAAGGUGAUGUGUCUCUUCCGUCAAGUUGCAUUUGCCAUGGUCUUCUCAGUGGCUGUCUCUUCUGUGUUAGCAAAAACCAUUACGGUGGUUCUGGCUUUCAUGGCCACCAAGCCAGGAAGUAGCAUGAGGAAAUGGGUAGGGAAAAAUGUGGCCAACUCCAUUGUUCUUCUCUGCUCUCUUGUUCAAGGAAUUAUUUGUAUCGUAUGGCUGGCAAUUAAUCCUCCAUUUCCAGAUAUUGACAUGAAUUCAGUAACUGAAGAAAUUGUACUUGAAUGUAAUGAGGGGUCUGUGACUAUGUUCUACUGUGUCCUGGGUUACAUGGGCUUCCUGGCUAUUGUAAGCUUCUCUGUAGCUUUCCAGGCUAGAAAAUUACCUGACAGUUUCAACGAAGCCAAACUAAUCACUUUUAGCAUGCUUGUGUUUUGCAGUGUUUGGUUAUCCUUUUUUCCCACCUAUCUGAGCACCAAAGGAAAAUACAUGGUAGCUGUGGAAAUCUUCUCCAUCUUAGCCUCCAGUGCUGGGCUUCUGGGCUGCAUCUUCUUCCCUAAAUGCUACAUUAUUGUGCUGAGGCCAGAACUGAACAAAAGAGAUCUCCUAAUAAAGAGAAAUGUUCACUGA
Molecule: messenger RNA, 2328 nt
Organism: Podarcis muralis (Common wall lizard)
Lineage: Eukaryota; Metazoa; Chordata; Lepidosauria; Squamata; Lacertidae
Source: RefSeq, a predicted model, not a curated record